This is a messenger RNA of Eucalyptus grandis, 1409 nucleotides long. Its product is annotated as codeine O-demethylase. The record is from RefSeq and is a predicted model, not a curated record. The coding region runs from base 26 to 1126 and encodes 366 amino acids. The transcript is spliced from 4 exons. NCBI's taxonomy places the organism in Eukaryota, Viridiplantae, Streptophyta, Magnoliopsida, Myrtales, Myrtaceae.
GCAAGUCUAGCAUCGAAUAAAGGCAAUGGAAUCACAAGUACCACCUCUCCAUACUGGUUCUUCCGUGGUGAGCGUUCAAGAGCUCUUCAAAGAAACCAUGGAGACAGUUCCAGAGAGGUAUGUUAGACGCGACCAAGAACCUCAGUUCCUCUCUGGUAAUGGAAGCUAUGAAACGCCAACCGUUCCAAUCAUUGACUUGGGGAAAUUGUCCUCGGCCCAAACCGGGGGUGAUCAAGAAUUGCAGAAAUUGCAUGUGGCUUGCAAAGACAUGGGUCUCUUUCAGCUGGUUAACCACGGGAUAGGCCCUUCUCUGCUGGAGGAUCUAAAGCGUGAAGUCGAAGAAUUUUUCAAGCUUCCCUUGUCGGAGAAAAUGAAGUUCGGGAUAAGGUCGGGAGAGAUCGAAGGUUAUGGGAAUAUCAUGCCAUCCGAAGAGAAGCUGGAUUGGGGCGACAGGUUCUUCAUGAUACUCAACCCCGUUGCCAAAAGGAGACCUGAUCUCUUUUCAGAGCUUCCUUUGUCACUCAGAAACACCAUGGACUCAUACAUUAAGGAAACGCAAAAGCUGGGUAUGCAGCUACUUGGUUUGAUUUCAAAAUGCUUAGACAUUGAGAUCAAUAAGAUGAAAGAGUUAUUUGAAGAUGGCUUUCAAACUCUGCGGAUGACGUACUAUCCUCCGUGCCCACAGCCAGAGCUUGUUAUUGGGAUGAGACCGCACUCGGAUGCUUCCGGCAUCACCAUCCUCCACCAAAUCAACGGCGUCCACGGCUUCCAAAUUAAAAAGGAUGGAGUUUGGGCACCUGUUCACUUUCUACCAGAUGCAUUUGUAGUGAAUGUGGGAGAUUUCAUGGAGAUUCUUAGCAAUGGUCUUUACAGCAGCAUUGAGCACAGAGUUACAGUGAAUUCGACAAGGGAAAGGAUCUCAAUUGCUAUGUUCUUCAGCCCUAAGCUGGACUCAGAAAUUGGCCCAAUCCAAUCUCUAGCGACUAACAAGAGUCCAGCACUAUUUAGAAGGAUAAAGAUGGAGAAAUAUGUUGAAGAUUACCUGUCCCAGAAGCUUGAUGGAAAGUCCUGUUUAGAGAGGACGAAGCUUCAGUCGAAGAAGGCUGAUGCAUUUCAAGGGGAGUGAACAAGAAGGAUUUAGGAAGAUCCUUGCUUGCCAAGCUUAGUUGACCAGCAAAAUAUUUUAAGCAUCCAAUAAGAGUUUGUCACAUAAUGUUGCACAUCUAUUUUGUAAAUCAAUUUCUAUGUCACUUAGAGUAUUGAGUGUUAUAGCACCGGUAGUUGAAAAAGCAUAAUGUCAUGUAAAAUAGGUAUUUCGCUACACUGGUAUCUUAAUGUUUAAAUGACAUUGUAUAUUUCAGUUUGGGCACUACUUCAUAUAAAUAAUAGUGGGAGUGUGUUAAUAUUUA